AUGGAAGAUUCACUCCAAACCAAUGAGUCCCCAAGUUCCGUCACUGCAAAACAAAGGAACAUUCCAUUGAUCAUUCCAAAAGGUUUAAAUGUUGAUGACAAAACUCUCUUUCGUAAGAAGAGUGUUACUUUUAAUUCACCGUCAUCAACAGGGCAAUCAUCUCCUCCUCCUUCAAUAGUAAUUACAAAAACAACAACUGAUAACAGUGUACCAGUGAUAGAUAUUCAAGAGGAAGAGCCAACAAGUAAAUAUUAUCAGAUGGAGGAAGAUGAAACUCCUAGAAGCAUUUUGACUUCAUCGGAAAUCAAAUCAAGAAGAAACAGUAUCAAGUCAUCCCGUAGAAAGUCAAUAAAACAACAACCACCCAAACUUAAGCACGCAAUGAUGACAUGGUUCAGAACCCAAAAAGAAUCAUUGAAACAAAAAGCAAAAUCUGCCACUCCAGAAGCAAUGUUAACAACAGGUCCUAUUGUUAAAUUGUUUAAAUAUGGAAAAAUUCCAUGGAAGUUACUCAUACAGUGUCUUCUUUUAAUUUUAAUAACUACUAAGGUUGUUUUAUUAUCAGAAAAAAGAAAUAACUAUUUCAUUAAUAAUGACAUUACCUUUGCAACAUCCUUUUUGAAGGAUGGAUUUGAGAAUUAUGAGGCAAAUGUUGAUGGCUUUUUUAGUAGCUACUUUUAUUCUACUGAUGAUGUAAUUGCAGAUAUCAGCAAUACUGUUUCUUCUUAUUAUUUAUUUCCUAGAAAGAAUGUUGAUGUUUGGGUAUUUCCAAGAGACCUUUCAAGAGGAGAUCUUAUCAGUCCUGUUGAGGCAAAGCUCUCCCUCUUUACGGAAAGCCCAAGGGACUUUAUUUUAAAUGGUUCUGAUACGACGUUUAGUCGUGAACCUCUAAUAGAGGAAUCUGAUUUAUUGACUCUUGAUAAGCCUUUAGGAUCAGUAUUGGAAGGGUAUUUUGCUAAUAAUUCAAGAUCAUUAUUUGAUAGACUUGACAAACUUACUCUAAAAUUUAGUAUUAUUGGUUUGGAUAGAAGUAAUUAUGUUGUGAAUGGGUUUGCAGAAUGUGUAUUUUGGACUAUUACCAAGACAUACAGAAACAAUGAAGGUGGUAAACUUACUUCUUUUAUUCUAAGAGAUUAUGACAUUUGCAAUAGAACAGACAGAAAAGCAGUCAUGGAAUUUUACAAACCAUCCAUAUGGGUUUCCUUAGUAAUAUCUUUUGCAAGUGCUCUUGCUCUUGCUCUAGACGUUAAGUCUGUGAUUUUUAGACUCAGAAUGUUCAAAAAGAUAAGAGAUCUUGAAACACUAAAGCAUGUUGGUCAGGUUAUACCAAUCAACUCUGAUGACAAUUUUAUCAAGCAAAAAAUCAAGAGAAUCAUUUAUCAUAGAUAUAAGAAUAUUUGCUUAGCCGAUUUACCUGGUGUUCUAUCGUACUGGUUCAUUUUCUCCUUUUCACAACACAUGACAAACAUGUUCUCAUUCAUUUUUGAAUUGCUUACUCCAGGUAAUAUACAAAUUAAUAGCUUUUUCAUUGGUAUGAGUUGUAUGCUUACAUAUUCAAGUACUAUGAGAUUUUUCCAAUUUCACAAUGAAUUUUACAUGUUCAGUAAAGCAUUUGAGAGAGGUUUACCCCAAGUGAUUAGAUUUAUUAUUACAACAUUACCUCUAUAUAUUGGAUUUGGUGUUUUGGGAACCGUGAUGUUUGGUGAAUAUUCUAGAUAUUUCUUAGAUUUGAAUGAAUCACUGGUAACUCUAUUUUCCCUAAUUUUCCAAGACAACAUGCACGAUACUUUUGACAGUGUUUUUGGUAACAAGACAUUUACGGCAUACUUUUCCAGACUUUACAUUUAUGUUUAUACAGCUAUUUUUAUUUGUGUAAUAGCCAACGUUUUUACCAGUAUCAUGGAAGAUGCCUUCUUCUCGUUGAAAGAAAAUCAAGAAAAUCUUAAUAAUCAGGUUCAAGAGGAAGAAAAGAAAAAUACCACCACUUCCACUUCAGUUCCUAACAAUAAUGAGGAUGAUAGCGAUUACGAUACAGAAUCUAAUGUGUCCGUUAUGGAUGUAUCUCUAGCAGACAUAACUGAUGAAGAAGAAAUUUAUUGGAAUCAAGCUAUUGAAAGAGAGCAAAAGAAGGAAAAUAAUCUCGUUGAAACAAAGAACAAAUACUUCCCAAAUGAACCAAAAAGUUUGAGUUAUAUUCUAGACGAGGAAAGUAUUGAGGAUAACAUUGAUCGUAUUCUUUUUAUUGUAAAGGAAGCUUGUAAUGGUAAGGUACUAACGGAAGAACAACAAUCUCUGUUGGAAGAAAUUGAAAGAAAUGCCCAAUCUGUCUAUUCAAAUAGAACAUUUGUAGAACUUGAUGAAGACCAUCUCAUCGGAAAACCAACUCUACUGAUCAAUAUUAAUUAUUUCCCCUCUGUAUUGAAUUAUUUGAUGAGUUUGGAUUUUACAUUGGAAAACAGAGCAAAUAUUAUUGGAUUUGGAGGCGAUUUGCAGAGUAUUGAUACUCUUCGUGAUUAUGUUCUCUACCACGAAUUUCCAUACCCUGUAUUCAAGACAGAUUCUUGUGAUUUCAUACUGCAAUUAUUAGACCAAGAGGGAAAUUUAUUCUCAACAUAUUACGAUGAAAUGGAAAUAUUUGAGAGGCUGGUUAGAGAUACUGAUGAUAUUAUUGAGAAGUCAAUUCACAUUCAGAUGAAGGAGUUUGAAUGGCAGAGAUUGGACAAACCAAUUGAACGGUUACUUCAACCUCAAACUCUCUUUCAGUAUCCAACUUUUUUGGAGAAAGCAGACAAACAUUUAUUUAUUUCGGAUACGUUUCAUAAUAGAAUAGUAAAGAUGAAACCUGAUGGACAUGUGGAAUAUGUUUUUGGUGAUGGCUUUGCUGGACUUAAGGAUGGAAUAUUUUCUGAUUGUAAAUUUUAUAGACCUCAAGGUCUAUUUCAUGACAUUCAACAAAAUCAAAUAAUUGUGGCUGAUACUAAUAAUAAUACAAUUAGAAGAAUCAAUCUCAAUGAAAAUUUUGUUUCAACCCUUAUUCAAAACAACUUGGGACAAGGUACUGAUUUGGAAAGUUAUCUUCUUAGAGAUGACACUACACGAAUUAUGCUCACAGAAGAAUAUAUUGAAAAACAAUUUAUUUUCGAAAGAGAAAAAGAAUGGUUAAAGAAUACUCCUAAACCACUAACUGUUGAUUUUACUGCAUGCUCCAAAGCCAUAAGCAAACCUGUAGACCUUUUUAUCAAUUAUGAUGAAAAUUGCUUAUAUGUUGCAGAAACGGGAUAUAGACAUAUAUGGAAAAUAAGGUUGGAAAAUGGACUUGUUGAGGAUGUAUUACCAAUAAUGAUACACAAAUAUUUGAGAAAUGAUUUCAGCAAAUACAUCUCUCAGGUAUUUCCCUCACUAGAACUUAACAGUAGAGCUAACCAAUCUCGGAAGAAUUUAUUUGCGGAAUUUAGCUUUUUAAAGCAUAGAUCUUCAAUUCAACAAAACAAAACCCCCUCCUUCCAUUAUAUCAUUGAGAGCCCAACCGCUCUUUAUCGACCACAUUCAGAUAAUGAAUACAAAUUCAGACAAAUUAAGGUGACACCCUCUUCAACUCUCACAUCCACAACAAUCGGUAAUGAUGGUAUAAUAGAAUCUGUAGCUUGUAAAACUAUUUUUACUUCUACAGGAAUUGGAUUCAAAAAUGGUUCAAUCGUCGGAAAAGAAAAACCAGAGUUUAAUCACCCUAUUUCAAUCGUAAAGAUUGAAAAUGAUCUGUUCAUUUCUGAUUCUUGUAAGUAA
Molecule: messenger RNA, 3783 nt
Organism: Naegleria gruberi
Lineage: Eukaryota; Heterolobosea; Eutetramitea; Acrasida; Naegleriidae
Exons: 10
Coding region: 1-3783 (1260 amino acids)
Cellular component (GO): membrane
Molecular function (GO): NAADP-sensitive calcium-release channel activity
Source: RefSeq, a predicted model, not a curated record